Molecule: messenger RNA, 683 nt
Organism: Cherax quadricarinatus
Lineage: Eukaryota; Metazoa; Arthropoda; Malacostraca; Decapoda; Parastacidae
Product: NADH dehydrogenase [ubiquinone] 1 beta subcomplex subunit 11, mitochondrial
Source: RefSeq, a predicted model, not a curated record
AUUUAUUUUUUUAUUCGUGAACGCGAAUGGAAACAAGAUGGCGGCGCUGGCCAGGCUGAGCAAGACGGCUUUUAGGCUUAAUAAUGGCGUUUUAAAGGCCGGUAAUGGUGCUUUUGUGGCCAGUAAUGGCGUCUUGGUGCCCAGGGCAGUGAGGGUAGUGGGUAUAUCCACGUCCAAGAAGAACAAGGACACCGUGACGGUCACGGACGCUGUGGUGGAGCAGCUCAAAGUUAAGACUGAAGAAACAACUGUGACUAAGAACUGGAUCAGUUGGGGCUUCAGUUACGACUCGGAAGUCGAAGACAACACAGUAAUGCAUCUCACGUUCUUCUUCGGUGUAACUCUGUGUAUGGUGACUAUAGGAUUCGUCUGGGCUUACCUGCCAGAUUUCAGAAUGAUCGAUUGGGCACAGCGUGAAGGGUACUUGGAGUUGCGCCGGAGGGAAGCAGAAGGCCUACCACUAAUCGACCCCAACCUUAUUAGUAUUGAGAAGAUAGAACUACCAUUGGAUGAAGAACUUGGAGAUACAGAGAUCAUUAUCUGAGAGAAUUUCAGGCCUAUACUGACUUUGUUUCACAUUUUUUGGUAUGCCUGUAAAUAUUUAUAUUGGAUUAUAAUUCAAAAAGUAAUAUCUUCUUGGUUUGUAAAUAUUAAUGUUUAAAAUAAAACUGUGUGUGCUCUUA